Salvia miltiorrhiza (redroot sage) is the source of this 1183-nucleotide messenger RNA. Its product is annotated as F-box protein At2g02240-like. Lineage: Eukaryota; Viridiplantae; Streptophyta; Magnoliopsida; Lamiales; Lamiaceae. The transcript has 3 exons. Gene Ontology annotation, molecular function: protein binding. The record is from RefSeq and is a predicted model, not a curated record. Bases 229 to 996 code for a protein of 255 amino acids.
UUGAGAUGUUGGUACAUGGCACGAUCAAAAUUUCCGUGCCGCCUAGUAAAAUUAGGUAAGAAAGCGACUUGGAAAUUUCAGACCAAACCAAACCAAACAAUUACGCGUGUGUGAUAAUUUUCUUUCAAUUUUAGCAAGAAAAAUGUGAAGGCCGUUUUUAGUUCUGCUCCUAUAUAAAACCAAACACACAUAUAUAGUUGAUCACCAUUUAGAGAGAGUUUAGGUAGUAUGGAUUGGUUUGCAAAAUUGCCCGAGGGCUGCAUAUCAGAGAUUCUGUCACACACUUCAGCUUUGGAUGCUUCGAGAUCAUCGGUUGUGUCGAAAGAGCUCAAUUCUGUAGCACAAAACGACCUCGUUUGGGACAGAUUCUUGCCGCUUGAUUACCAAGAUAUCAUCUCCAAAGCAGUUUCUCCUCUCAAAUACGCCACCAAGAAAGACCUCUAUUUCACCCUCUCCCACUUCCCUAUCCUCAUUCAUCAACCCAAAAUGAGCUUUUCCAUCGACAAAACAAGUGGAAGAAAGUGUUUCAUGGUUGGAGCAAGGGAGCUUAUGAUUUCUUGGAAAGGCUGUUGGGAUUUCAUGCCAAACCCAAUGUCCAGAUUCUCAGAAGUGGCAAAGCUAAGAUCCAUAGGAUGGAUUCACAUUCAAGGCAAGAUAAAAACUGAAAUCCUGUCGAAAAACACAAGCUAUGCAGCGUAUUUAGUGUUUUGGCUAGAAAGCAAGGAAGGCCUAAGAUCAUCAAACACAGUAAUAAGGUUAAUUCAGAAUGAUAAAUCGAAGAGUAAUGGUAGCAAAAAAGAGCGUAUUGAAUCGAGAGAAACUGGGAAAAUAGGAAACAUGAGAGGAGAUGGAUGGUUGGAGAUAGAAAUGGGAAGGUUCUACAACGGCAACGGCGACGACGACGGCGGUGAGGUGGAGGCGUGGCUCACCGAGAUCAAUAGCCCCUACGACAAGUCCGGAUUUAUAGUCGAAGGUAUUGAGUUCCGACCUUUAUAGAAAUAGAAUGGUCAAAGAGCAAUACAAGUGUGGUGCUGCUACAUGAAAAUGGGAGACUUAAGUCUCCAUCAUUAUUUGAAUUUCCCAUGUGAUUAAAUGUUUCUUUGUGGCAAUUCUCCCUCAAAAUCUUGUUGUAAUUAUAUGUAGCAAAAUUUACUCAUGUUGAAAUUAUUGUUCAAAUUAACAA